Salarias fasciatus (jewelled blenny) is the source of this 1910-nucleotide messenger RNA. Its product is annotated as E3 ubiquitin-protein ligase TRIM21-like. Gene Ontology annotation, molecular function: protein binding; zinc ion binding. NCBI's taxonomy places the organism in Eukaryota, Metazoa, Chordata, Actinopteri, Blenniiformes, Blenniidae. The coding region runs from base 96 to 1736 and encodes 546 amino acids. The transcript is spliced from 2 exons. The record is from RefSeq and is a predicted model, not a curated record.
UGCAGUUCAGACACGUCUCUGAGUUUCACUGUAAGAAAUCUAACCUGAGUUCAUCUGGACUUUCACAGACACUGAUUCCAACACUGUGUGUGAAGAUGUCUGCUGCCAGCAAUCGGCGCUCUGAAGAUCAGUUUCGGUGCUCCAUCUGUCUGGAAGUGUUCACUGAUCCAGUCUCCACACCAUGUGGACACAACUUCUGCAACGAGUGCAUCACUCAGCACUGGAACACCAAGGUCAUCAGUGACUGUCCCCUGUGUAAAAAACUGUUCAGAACAAGACCUGAACUCAACGUCAACACUUUGCUCGCUGAGAUGGUUUCUCAGUUCAGACGUGAAGCUGAACUCAAAGCCAGCAGCAGCUCAGAGCAACAAGCUGCCAAACCAGGAGAAGUUCCCUGUGACGUCUGCACUGGAACCAAAGUGAAGGCCCUCAAGUCCUGCCUGGAGUGCCUGGUCUCCUACUGUCAGACUCAUCUGGAGCCUCAUCUGACAGUGUCAGGCCUGAAGAAACAUCAGCUGAUGGAGCCUGUGGAGAACCUGGAAGCCAGGAUGUGUCUGAAGCACCAUAAACCUCUGGAGCUGUUCUGUCAGAGAGAGCAGACAUGUGUCUGCAUACUGUGCACUGUUUUAGAGCACAGGAACCACGAGUUUGUUCCUCUGAGUGAAGAAUGUGAAGGAAAGAAGAAGGAGCUGAGGAAGACAGAGGCUGAAAUGCAGCAGAUGAUCCAGGAGAGACGAGUGAAGAUCAAGGAGAUCAGAGAGUGUGUGAAGAGGAGUAAAGCUGCUGCAGACAGAGAGAAAGCAGAAGGUGUUGAGGUGUUCACUGCUCUGAAGGAGUGUGUUGAGAGAGGCCUGAAGCAGCUGAUGGAGAGGAUGGAGGAGGAAGAGGAAGCCAGAGAGAAACAGGCUGAAGGUCUCAUCAGAGAUCUGGAAGAGGAGAUCUGUGAGCUGACGAAGAGGAGCUCAGAGGUGAAGCAGCUCUUCCUCUCUGAAGACCACCUCCACCUCCUCCAAGGCUUCUCCUCCCUGAAAGCUGCUCCACCCACCAAGGACUGGACAGAGGUCAGCGUCCGUCCAUCAUCAUAUGAGGGGACUGUGGUGAGAGCUGUGGCUCAGCUGGAGGAGACUCUCAGCAAAGAGAUGAAGAAGCUGUUUGAGGCUGAUCUGAAGAGGAAGCAGCAGUUUGCAGUGGAUGUGACUCUUGAUCCUGAUACAGCUCAUCCUGAUCUCAUCCUGUCUGAUGAUGGAAAACAAGUGAGUGAAGGUGAUGUGAGGAAGAAGCUUCCAGACAACCCAGAGAGAUUUGAUGAGUGUGUGAAUGUUUUAGGAAAACAGAGUUUCUCUUCGGGUAAAUUUUACUUUGAGGUUCAGGUUAAAGGAAAGACUAAAUGGACUUUAGGAGUGAGCAAAAAGUCCAUCAACAGGAAGGGAGAGAUCAAACUCAACCCUGAUGAAGGUUUCUGGGUCAUAUGGCUGAGAAAUGGAAAUCAGUACUCAGCUCUGAGAUGCCCUGCAGUACGUCUGUCUCUGAGAUCAGCUCCUGAGAAGGUGGGGGUGUUUGUGGAUUAUGAGGAGGGUCUGGUCUCUUUUUAUGAUGUAGCUGCUGCAGCUCUGAUCUACUCCUUCACUGGCUGCUGCUUCACUGGCAAACUGCUCCCAUACUUGAGCCCGUGUUUUAAUGAUGGUGGUAAAAACUCUGCUCCUCUGAUCAUCUGUCCUGUCAAUCAAACUGUCUGAUGAGGAAGAUUCACCAACAAUUAAUGAGCUUGUUGGAAAGUGAAAGAUUGACUCUGAUUUAUUUGAUCAAAUCAAUCAAUCAAUCAAUCAAUCAAUUUAUUUUUGUAUAGCCCAGUAUCACAACAACAGUUGCCUCAGAGGGCUUCAAGAUGUUACAUUUGUCGGUAAAAGUAA